Cylicocyclus nassatus is the source of this 465-nucleotide messenger RNA. Lineage: Eukaryota; Metazoa; Nematoda; Chromadorea; Rhabditida; Strongylidae. The record is from the annotation of a GenBank genome assembly.
AUGUGGCUCCAAUAUUUCCUCAUAAUAUCACCUGUCUAUAGUAUUCUGGAUCGUCGUAACCCUGACAGUUGGAAUGCCAACGAACACAGUAGCCCUUUGGAAAGAGAAGACUGGAGAAAUGCCUUCGAAACUGGAUUCAGCAGAUUUUGCAAAAGACGCGGCACGGCAGGAGAUUUGAAAUAUGAUGGCUCAAUGAAACUCUUCAAUCUCCUCAAAAGACAUGUGGGUGGAUAUUCAAACACAACCGAGUUUCGUGGGUAUUACUAUCGCGUAGGAUUGGGGUAUAAUCCACUAAAUCACCUUGAUUUUUAUCCAAUGGCGUUUGCCGCGCAUAUCUCCAGACAUACAUACAAAGGCGAAAAAGAGACUUGCCAGAUGUUCCGUGAGUAUCCCCAUUUCCAGUGCGACAUGUUCAGGUGGACGUUAUCACUAUACAUUUACUGCGUUUUUGCUCACGAGAAGUAA